GAAACGUUAAUUUGGAACCACGCACAAUGGUGCGGUGAUGUGUGUUUUAAUCUAUUAUUAGGGUUUUGAGUUGCCAACGGCGUGGCCACUGUGUUCGGCCAGUUCAAGUUAAACAUUGGCCGUGUGUGGACCGUGCUUCUCGUGGCAAGAUGUUAGCAAUAGGCAGUUUGUUGGGUGUGCUAUUCUCGUUGGCGCAAGUCGAUACGGCCAACAUAUUGUGCCUGAUGGGAGUGGCCAGUCCUAGUCAUCAUAUAUGGAACCGAUCCAUAAUGGACGCGCUGGCCCGUGCGGGACACAACUUGACCAUCCUGUCGGCAGAUGUCGAACGGAACCAGCCCAACAAUGUGCACUACGUCCAGUUAGAAGAAAUAUAUCCCACGCUGUACAGUGGUCCUGAGUCGCUGGAUCUGCUCGAGAUGGCCAACGAGAACCCGUUCAAAAGUAUCGUUUCGUUCUAUCGAGAUUUCGUGGUGCUCGAAUGUGCUGGAACUCUUAAGUCGAAAGGACUACGCACCCUGAUGAACUACCCGGACGAUUUCCGGUUCGAUCUGGUCCUGCACGACUUCACCU
Anopheles bellator is the source of this 570-nucleotide messenger RNA. RefSeq lists its product as uncharacterized. Lineage: Eukaryota; Metazoa; Arthropoda; Insecta; Diptera; Culicidae. The transcript has 3 exons. The record is from RefSeq and is a predicted model, not a curated record. The annotation marks the transcript as partial.